AUGAAGCUCGUUGUCGAUGAGCUCUACCGGUCACGGAUGCUGAUGGCCGGGGUGUAUUUGGGUCUUGCCAUCAGCUCCACGUCUGGUUUCAGCAUCUUCACGGAGCACCUGCGCAACAAGUACAACUUCAAUCAGGCGGACAUCACAACGAUCAGCACCGUGGGCAACUGUUGCGGCUAUCUUGUCUUCUUCGCCGGCAUCUUGUUCGACUUUGCUGGGCCGAAGGUGCUGUUUCCGAUUGCCGGGUUUUUGGGCUUUCUCGGGUACCUUCUCUUUGGGCUUGCUUUCGACAAUAUCAUCACGAGCAAGAGCAAGGAAACGGCCCUCAUUCAGUUUUGCAUCUUCAAUGCCAUCUUGUACUUUGGAUGCCCAGCCAUGGACGUGGCAACGUUGAUGCCGCUCAUGGUCAACUUUCCGCUGGAGCGCGGGUACAUGGUGAUUAUCCAGAAGACCUUCUCUGGCCUUGGCACAUCGGUGCUCAUGGCGUACUUCAACGGCUGGUUCCUUAACCUGGACGCGAAGCAUGCAAGCAACUACUCGGGCUACGCCUACUUUGUCGGCGCACAGAUUUUUUUCUGCUCCAUGCUGGGGUUCUACUUUAUUGACCUCGCCCCGUACACGCCGUGCCAGUUUCGGCGGAACCGCCUCACCGAAGAGCAGGCCGCUGAGAGGAAGGCCACGCUGGCUGUCUACAACAAACAGCACGCCUCCUCCCGGCGUCUGUACAUUGGUUGCUUCAUGGUUGGUGUCAACCUCAUCUUUCUCGCCGUCAGCUCGAUCGUGACGGGUUACGUGCCCACCAAGAAGAGCGGCUUCGUCGCCAUCUCUGUGAUAGCGGUGACUCUGCUAGCGCUCUUCUCCCUCAUGGGGCUACCUAUCCAGUUCCUUGGGCGCUACCCUGUCAUCAAGAAGCGUCACCCCCACUUCCCCAGCCUUGGCUACUCGGACGACGUGCCGGAGGAGGCGGAGGCGGUCCGCGAGAGCAAGUUUACGGACAUCGAUGGAAUGGAGGCCGCGGCUGAUACCGGCGACGCUGCGUGGCAGCGGAACAGCGUCAGCAGGGAGCCGACGACCGUGCGAAACUCAACUGACGGGCAGCGUGUCGGCGGCGUAGGCAGCGCGAACGUGGCUGGCGUUGAUGCGAUGGGGGCGAAAGGAAGUGAUGAGAUUGCCUGUGGGGUGCAAACCUACGAGGAGGACGAGGCGGCAAGUCCGCUGAAGUCGGAUACUGUAGAGGAGGAAGAGGGAGCCGCCCCUGCGCCGCAGACGAACCUCGCCGGUGACCCACAAUACAAGCAAUCGUUCUGGCGUAACCUCCUCACGAUCGAUCUGUGGCUCUUCUGGGUUAGCUUCUUCGGCAUGUGGGGAACCGGCACCGUGAUGCAGAUGAACGCAGCGCAGAUCUACCGCAGUAAGAACUUGGGCGUGUACGACCAGUCCCGCCUCUCUCUCUAUGUCGCCCUCAUCGGCGUCGGCAGCGCUAUUGGCGGUAUCGUGAGCGGCAGUCUGGACAUUUGGCUCAUUCGGCGCAAGGCGACCUCCACGAACGAGAUCUUGACGACCACCUUUCUUCCAGUUGGUGCGGUGCUGCUGCUCGCCUCCUACCUCCUCUUCGCGGUGAUCCCAUCGGAGGGUCUUGUCUUGCCCUUCCUCCUUGGCUCCAUCGGCACCGGUAUGGGUUGGGGCCUUGGUGCUCUAAGCGUGCGCAUCGUCUACGCGAACGACAUUGGCAAGCACUACAACUUCAUGUUCUCCUCCGGCUUUGUCAGCACCAUCGCCUUAAACCGCUUCAUGUUCGGCGGCAUGUUCGACAAGGAGGCCAGCCGCCUUGGCACAGCCCCCAACUGCAACCAGCCGUCCUGUGUGCGGAAUCAGAUGCUUAUCCUUAUGGCAGUGAACGCCAUCUCCACGAUAGCGGCCGUCUUGGUGCACCUCCGCUUCCGUCGCUUCGUGCGCCAGGAGCGGGCGAAGCAGGCCGAGGCGGCGCUGGCGCUGGAGGAGAAGAGCAAGAGCGACUGA
This is a messenger RNA of Leishmania mexicana MHOM/GT/2001/U1103, 2019 nucleotides long. RefSeq lists its product as hypothetical. The record is from RefSeq and is a predicted model, not a curated record. The transcript has a single exon. NCBI's taxonomy places the organism in Eukaryota, Euglenozoa, Kinetoplastea, Trypanosomatida, Trypanosomatidae. Bases 1 to 2019 code for a protein of 672 amino acids. Gene Ontology annotation, cellular component: membrane.